Lottia gigantea (owl limpet) is the source of this 378-nucleotide messenger RNA. RefSeq lists its product as hypothetical. The record is from RefSeq and is a predicted model, not a curated record. NCBI's taxonomy places the organism in Eukaryota, Metazoa, Mollusca, Gastropoda, Lottiidae. The transcript has a single exon. The annotation marks the transcript as partial.
CAUCUAGCCAUUGUUGCAACUCAUCUAGCCAUUGUUGCAACUCCUCAGACUAUUGUUGCAACUCGUCUAGCCAUUGUUACAACUCAUCUAGCCAUUGUUACAACUCAUCUAGCCAUUGUUACAACUCAUCUAGCCAUUGUUACAACUCAUCUAGCCAUUGUUGCAACUCAUCUAGCCAUUGUUACAACUCAUCUAGCUAUUGUUACAACUCAUCUAGCCAUUGUUACAACUCAUCUAGCCAUUGUUGCAACUCAUCUAGCCAUUGUUGCAACUCAUCUAGCUAUUGUUACAACUCAUCUAGCCAUUAUUGCAACUCAUCUAGCCAUUGUUGCAACUCAUCUAGCCAUUGUUACAACUCAUCUAGCUAUUGUUAAAUAA